Hibiscus syriacus is the source of this 729-nucleotide messenger RNA. Its product is annotated as 17.3 kDa class I heat shock protein-like. Gene Ontology annotation, biological process: response to hydrogen peroxide; protein complex oligomerization; response to salt stress. The transcript has a single exon. Lineage: Eukaryota; Viridiplantae; Streptophyta; Magnoliopsida; Malvales; Malvaceae. The record is from RefSeq and is a predicted model, not a curated record. The coding region runs from base 143 to 616 and encodes 157 amino acids.
CAGAAAAUACCAGAUUCCUCUUAAGCUUCUUAUAAAUACCCAACUCUUCCACUGAUUAGCAUCAAGAAAGCAUCACCAAAUAUUCACUAUUAGCUAUAAUCUUUCGUGUUCAAGUUGUCUUUGUUUCGUGCUUUUAAGAGAAAUGGCGAUGAUUCCGAGUUUGUUCGGCAACCGAAGGAGCAGCAUCUUCGAUCCAUUCUCGUUUGAUGUUUGGGAUCCAAUCAAGGAAUUUCCUUCACAUUCUUCACUCACCAGCAGCCAAACCUCCGAUGCCUCUGCAUUCGUCAACGCCCGAAUCGAUUGGAAGGAGACUCCAGAAGCUCACGUCUUCAAGGCUGAUCUCCCUGGGCUUAAGAAAGAACAAGUGAAAGUGGAGAUUGAAGAAGACGGUGUACUUCAAAUCAGCGGAGAGAGGAAUGUUGAGAAGGAAGACAAGACUGAUACUUGGCACCGGGUCGAACGUAGCAGUGGGAAAUUCAAGAGGAGAUUCAGGCUGCCUGAGAACGUGAAAAUGGAUCAAGUUAAAGCUUCCAUGGAAAAUGGGGUUCUUACGGUUACUGUUCCCAAGGUGGAAGUGAAGAAGCCUGACGUCAAAACCAUUGAAAUUUCUGGUUAAGUACUCUCUGUCCUGAGGCUACUAUAACAAAGGACUCUUUCUUUUCAUGAAUUUUGUUUAUGAUGUAUGUGUAUAAUUUCAGUCAAAAUAUAUUCCCCAAGCAUUUUAUUUCA